AUGUCGCGCGCUGAGCCGGACGUCGAAGUUCCCGCCGGUGAUAUCAAAGCCGGCGCGAAGAUUUUCAAGGCAAAAUGUUCUCAGUGCCACACCAUCAACGCCGGAGGUGCCGCGAAGGCUGGUCCCAAUCUCCACGGCUUCAUCGGCCGUGAGAGCGGCAGGGCGGACUUCCCGUACUCGGAUGCGAACAAGAGCAGCGGCAUCAUCUGGACUGAGAAGCACUUGUGGGAGUACCUGCUGAACCCGAAGACUUACAUCCCGGGCACGAAGAUGGUUUUCGCUGGUAUCAAGAAGGAGAAGGAACGCGCGGACCUCAUUGCUUACCUUGUUGACGCAUCGAAGAAAUAG
Besnoitia besnoiti is the source of this 348-nucleotide messenger RNA. RefSeq names its product putative cytochrome c. The record is from RefSeq and is a predicted model, not a curated record. Gene Ontology annotation, molecular function: electron transfer activity; heme binding. Bases 1 to 348 code for a protein of 115 amino acids. Gene Ontology annotation, cellular component: mitochondrial intermembrane space. Lineage: Eukaryota; Apicomplexa; Conoidasida; Eucoccidiorida; Sarcocystidae. The transcript has 2 exons. Gene Ontology annotation, biological process: mitochondrial electron transport, ubiquinol to cytochrome c; mitochondrial electron transport, cytochrome c to oxygen.